Messenger RNA from Drosophila willistoni, 489 nucleotides. RefSeq lists its product as uncharacterized. The record is from RefSeq and is a predicted model, not a curated record. The transcript has 3 exons. The coding region runs from base 101 to 487 and encodes 128 amino acids. NCBI's taxonomy places the organism in Eukaryota, Metazoa, Arthropoda, Insecta, Diptera, Drosophilidae. Gene Ontology annotation, biological process: negative regulation of biosynthetic process.
ACAUAUUUAUUUGAUUGUUAUUGUUGUUGCUAACUUUGUCUCCGACUCCGCCCGCGUUAAUUAACUAGAAAACAAAACAAAAAACACACAGGCAAAUCAAAUGCCUUACAUUAUCAUUCGCGGCAAUUUAGCCUCCUACAGUCACAAGUAUCCAUGGCGUGUACUCGUCUCUGGAUUGAAAGCUGACGACAUCGAACAAUUGAAUAAGUUCUCUUGCGGCGGUUACAGUGAUGAGUCCACAAUUGUUUAUCUAGUGCAUCCUUGUCGCAUAUUAUCAGCAUUAGAGAUUUUGGGAUUUCGAGUUGUGGCCAGCUCAUCGACGGCCGUGAAACAGGACUACAACGAAUAUAUGUGGACAAUGCGCAAGGAGUUUGAUGAACCAGAACCCUUGGAGGCUGAAUCAGUAGUGCGCGAGAAUCUAUCAAAUAUUGGAAGAGAAGCGGCGGCCAGUUUAGGCAAUUAUCACAAAGUUGAUUCACCCGAAUAGAA